AUGGGAAUGAAGUUCGUGGUUACUACUUGUUUAAUAAUUAUUCUUAUAGGCCUGGUUCUCGCACAAAAGAAUGUUAUUUGUGGCAAUGAAGCAAUUGUCGACGGAGACUGUGAGCAGAGAAUAAAAGGAUUUACUUAUAUUCCCGAAAAAAACCGAUGCAAAAAAAUGAGGACCAAGGGAUGUACCGUGACUGGAAACUAUUUCCGUUCCCGAGAUGAAUGCGAGUCCGUUUGCAAGGAAACUAGGGGCUUGGAAAAAAGCAAAGUCGCUAAAAGGGGUUCGCAAGAUAGUGCUACUGUUAACUCCGGGAAAAAAGAUUUGGAAAAGAACGAAAUGGCUCCCAAUUCGUGGAUGGGUAUCCAGGAGUUUAAACAAAUGUUGACAAGUUUAAUUAAGUUCGCCUCGAAUACCUUAAAUAUUUUUAUGGGCUCUACAGUUAAUUAUACGAUGAAUUAAAUCUACAGAAAUAUAAAGUG
This is a messenger RNA of Drosophila rhopaloa, 476 nucleotides long. RefSeq lists its product as uncharacterized. The coding region runs from base 1 to 456 and encodes 151 amino acids. The record is from RefSeq and is a predicted model, not a curated record. Lineage: Eukaryota; Metazoa; Arthropoda; Insecta; Diptera; Drosophilidae. The transcript is spliced from 2 exons. Gene Ontology annotation, molecular function: serine-type endopeptidase inhibitor activity.